Molecule: messenger RNA, 1707 nt
Organism: Sesamum indicum (sesame)
Lineage: Eukaryota; Viridiplantae; Streptophyta; Magnoliopsida; Lamiales; Pedaliaceae
Source: RefSeq, a predicted model, not a curated record
AUGGAGAAUUCAACUGCCAUUCCGCAGAUGGCUCCCUCUCAACUCUUUUCCCUCCUCUUCCUCCUCGGCUUCACCUUCCUCCAGCCACUCCUCUCCUCCGCCCACCUCCGCCCUACAACAUCCCUUCUCCGAUCACAUCCUAUUUACGAGCACACCUCCUUAUAUUCCGCCGCCAAGGCCGCCUCUCCGACCACCUACUUCGAAGUCACAAGGCCAAUCCCACUUCCCAAAACCAGACCUUGCUCGUAUUUAGUCCUUCAACAUGACUUUGCGUCCACCUAUGGCAAGUCGCCGGUGCUUGCGAACUACAAACCCCCUUCGGACUGCCCAUCUCAGGAUUUCGCUAGAAUUGUGCUUGAAUGGACGGCGACUUGCAAAGGAAGGCAAUUUGAUAGAAUCUUCGGAGUUUGGCUUGGCGGGGUUGAGAUUCUCCGGAGCUGCACCGCCGAGCCCAGAGCCACCGGCAUUGUCUGGACGCUGAAGAAGGACAUCACGAGGUACUAUUCUUUGCUGAUGAAGGAGCAGAGUUUGGCUGUUUACCUGGGAAACAUUAUUGAUAGUACUUAUACUGGAGUCUACCAUGUGACUGUGAAAAUUCACUUUUAUCCUGCUGAUGAAAAUCAUGGUCGUAGUGGGAUUGUUUCUGGGGCUGAUUUGAUACUGCCCAUUUCUAGAAAUUUGCCUUUGAAUGAUGGGUUGUGGGCAGUGCUUGAAGUUUACGUCUCUUUUCAUGAGAAUGAUGAAUUUUGGUAUGCAAAUUAUCCAAAUGAGUACAUUUCUGUGAAUAAUCUUACUGGAAUGCCUGGCAACGGCCCGUUUCGGGAGGUUGUGGUUAUGUUGGAUGAUAUGAUUGUUGGUGCAAUUUGGCCUUUUACAGUGAUCUUCACAGGGGGUAUCAAUCCAUUGUUCUGGAGACCGAUUACUGGAAUUGGUUCCUUUGAUCUCCCAACUUAUGAUAUUGAGAUAACCCCUUUCUUAGGUAAAUUAUUGGAUGGGAAAAGCCAUAGGCUUGCAUUCAGUGUCACAAAUGCUUUAAAUGUGUGGUACAUUGAUGCAAAUUUGCAUCUUUGGUUAGAUAAGAAGAGUGUGAAAACACAGGGAAAGCUGUUGAAACAUAGUAGUAGUCCCCUUUCCUUGUCUCUUCUUUCGAACGUUGCUGGUUCUGAUGGAUCUUUCGUUGCAAACGCCAGUCGGUCAGUAACCUCAAGUGGAUGGGUGAAAUCGUCCAAUGGAAUGAUCACAACCAAAUCGCACCAAGAAUUCAAGUAUAGCAAUGCAAUGGAGUUGGGAAAAGAUGGGAAUUUGCAGAUAUUGAAUCAGAGGAUAUACUUCAAGGGCAGUCUUGGUUCCAAAACGCCGUCAUCUUCAGUUGGCUCUAGCAAAUUAUUCAGAAACUUUGGGCUUAACAUGUACUCUGAUAACGACGAGAAAGGGAACGGAACCGUUGAAUCUAGAGCUAACGUGGCCUUAGACAUCAGUGAGAAGAGCCGAAUAACGUCCCGUUAUGGAUCCUCCGUGCAUCAACUAAAAAAUACGCAGAAUGCACAUGGAUAUCUGGUUUACAAAGAUAAGAUGAUCAGUGGAUGGGGAAGGACCAAACAAGACUAUCACUAUUCUGGUAACAAGUUGUGCUAUUCUAGGAAUGUAAGAAGCUCAAACUACACCAUUCUGCAUGAUAAGGAGAGCAAUACUUGCAAAAGACACUGA